Messenger RNA from Camelina sativa (false flax), 564 nucleotides. RefSeq lists its product as uncharacterized. The record is from RefSeq and is a predicted model, not a curated record. Lineage: Eukaryota; Viridiplantae; Streptophyta; Magnoliopsida; Brassicales; Brassicaceae.
AUGGGCCAAGACUAUAGCUACUCGCAACCUGAUUCAUCCGAUCACACUGAAAGGUACUCGAUGGACACUGCGGAGAGAGAACUAGAAGCGUUGAUACUUAUGGAUGAAGCUGAGAGUACACCGAACAAUGCUGAGUCGAGGCAAUAUCCACCUCAACCUGAGGUUGAGCAUGGAUUCCCCAAGCAAUGCUAUUGUGGUGCGCAACCAAUACUAUCCAACUGCUACAACAGAAGGUUCUUCACAUGUCCAAAUGUCGAUGAUGGAGAGAUGCAUAUACACAAGUGGUGGGAUGUUGCUGUAAUGGAGGAGCUGAGAGACAAUGAUAGACGAUAUGAAGUUCUAGCUGAGAAGGUAGAUUACUUGACCUUAUUCAAUGAGUAUGAAUCGGACAUCAUUCAGGUAAGAGAUCAGUGUUACGCAACUGAACAGAAGAUGGGUACUUUAGAGAAUGUAGUUUAUGAGCUACGUAAUGAAAAUAGGCUUAGAAAUGUAAAUGAUUUGCUGGUUGUUGGUGUAAUGGUUAUUUUCGCAUGUCUUCUAGGUAUCUUGUUCAUGUAUACUUAA